Molecule: messenger RNA, 1436 nt
Organism: Bombyx mandarina (wild silkworm)
Lineage: Eukaryota; Metazoa; Arthropoda; Insecta; Lepidoptera; Bombycidae
Gene: Gcat
Product: Glycine C-acetyltransferase
Biological process (GO): biosynthetic process; L-threonine catabolic process
Cellular component (GO): mitochondrion
Molecular function (GO): pyridoxal phosphate binding; glycine C-acetyltransferase activity
Source: RefSeq, a predicted model, not a curated record
UAUCAAGUUGCGUGACUGGUCCGGCCGGUGCAGCCCCGCUAGCCCGACGCCCGCGCCUCCAUUCCGCCGGCAACGGCGCGGCGCGCCCCCAUUCGUCGCCAUGGCUCUGCGCUCGCAGCUACUACGCAACGUACUGAAUGGCACUCAAGUUCGUCAUUUACACGAAGUGAAGAGGCAAGAAAGAGCUGGUGUAGCUAAGCUCCGAGAUGUGUUAGAGGACCGCUUGCAAGAAAUCAAGAGGGCUAAGACUUGGAAACAUGAGAGGGUGCUCACAUCGCCGCAAGACACUAGGGUGCGGGUCCAAGGUGCUCAAGGAGAAUUUCUGAACUUCUGUGCCAACAACUAUUUAGGCUUAUCGAAUCAUCCUGAAGUCGUUGAAGCGGCUAGAGAAGGUUUGAAGAAAUAUGGCGCCGGCUUGAGCUCAGUGAGAUUUAUCUGCGGUACUCAAAGUAUACACAAGGAGCUAGAGAACCGCCUGUCUCAGUUCCACGGCCGCGAAGACACAAUCCUUUACGGGUCUUGUUUCGACGCCAACGCAGGCCUGUUCGAGUCCAUGCUGACGCCUGAAGACGCGGUGUUCUCGGACACUUUGAACCACGCGUCCAUAAUAGACGGGAUCAGGCUCUGCAAGGCGCAGAAAUACCGAUACCCUCACAGAGAUUUGACCGAAUUGGAGCACUUGUUAGCGCACAGCGAAGCAAGAAUCAAGCUUAUCGUAACAGACGGGGUAUUUUCCAUGGACGGGACUGUGGCUCCAAUAAAAGGUCUGAGGGAUCUGGCGGAUAAAUAUAGAGCUUUAUUAGUAGUUGAUGACAGCCAUGCGACCGGCUUCUUCGGGGAAACCGGCCGAGGCACUGAAGAGUAUUGCGGUGUUAUGGGGGCGGCGGAUAUCAUCUGCUCGACCCUGGGCAAAGCAGUGAGUGGAGCGGCUGGCGGCUAUACAACCGGACCGAAAGAGCUGGUCACAUUACUUAGGAACGUGUCCAGGCCCUAUCUCUUCUCGAACGCGCCUCCACCUCCCGUGGUGGCAGCCUCUUUAAAGUCUCUAGACUUGGUAGAACGUAGCGGAGAACUACGUCAACGUCUACGCCAGAACACGACAGCUUUCCGUGAAGGAUUGAAGGCGGCCGGCCUCACUGUGGCAGGAGACGACCAUCCCAUUUGUCCGGUAAUGGUUGGAGAAGCAUCACUGGCUGUGGACUUGGCUUCAGGAAUGUUAGAGCGUGGUGUCUACGUGGUCGCCUUCAGCUACCCCGUGGUGCCGAAGGGCGCGGCGCGAGUGCGGGUGCAACUGAGCGCGGCGCACUCGCCCGGUGACGUCACCCGAGCGGUGCAAGCCUUCGCAGAGGUCGCUAAAAACGUAGGCAUCGUUAAGAAUUAAUAUUUUAAAAUUCGAAACUAAUUUCUUAACGUUUUUAGGAACAUUUAAAAAAAAA